UGCGCUCUGUCCUCCCCGCCGGCAGGUGCCCCCAGACCCCCGGCUCCGCCGCCGCCGCCGCCGCCGUCACAGCCUCGUCCUGUCCCCCCUCGCCGCGCCGCUUCCUGUGGCCUCCAUCUGGGCCGCCACGGGGCCCCCCAGGCAUCUCCGUGCGCUCCGCCAGGAUGGCAUCCGCUCUGUGUCUGCAGGUGCUUUGCAGCCUGUGUGGCUGGCUCUCGCUCUAUACUUCUCUCUGCCGGCUGAAUAAGCGCCGAAGCUAUGAGUGGAGCUGCCGGCUGGUUACGUUCACCCACGGAGUCCUCUCUAUAGGCCUCUCAGCUUAUAUUGGCUUCAUUGAUGGCCCUUGGCCUUUUACCCACCCAGGCGCACCCAAUACACCUCUCCAAGUUCACGUUCUCUGUCUGACCUUGGGCUACUUUAUCUUCGACUUGGGCUGGUGCAUCUACUUCCAGUCUGAGGGUGCCCUGAUGCUGGCCCAUCACACGCUGAGCAUCCUGGGAAUCAUCAUGGCCCUGGUCCUCGGGGAGUCAGGCACAGAGGUCAACGCCGUCCUCUUCGGCAGCGAGAUCACCAACCCCUUGCUCCAGAUACGCUGGUUUCUCCGUGAAACUGGCCGCUACCACAGCUUCACUGGCGAUGUGGUGGACUUCCUCUUCGUGGCUCUGUUCACCGGCGUGAGGAUCGGUGUAGGAGCUCGCCUCCUUUUCUGUGAAAUGGUCUCACCCACUCCCAGGUGGUUUGUGAAGGCUGGGGGAGUGGCCAUGUAUGCAGUGUCGUGGUGUUUCAUGGUCAGCAUCUGGCGCUUCGCGUGGAAGAAAAGCAUCAAGAAAUACCAUGCCUGGAGGAGCAGGUGGAGUGAGGAACGGCAGCGCAAACUCAACGGGCAUCUCAAGGCACACUAGCCCAGGCUCGCUGAGAUGACCGACGGACUGGGCCGAGCCAGCCGAGGGAACCCGGUCGGAAGUACGGCUGCAUUAUAACAAACCUAGGUUUCAAAAAAGGGCUAACUUUAUUGAUCAGUUUGGUCAGUCUUCAAGACAAGCAUAGGCCAGUAUUAUACUGAGUUCUGCAGUGGCACAGCUGUAGAGUAAGAACACGCUGGUUAGUUGGGAAUGGGUCAGAACAGGGCGGUGAGUACUACUGGCAUUCCUUUUAGUUUAUGGUGACCCUGGGUCCCCUUGCCCCUGGAAGGCCUAGUGAUGUUCAGAUGGCUUAGAAAGAACUCGGAAAAAUUAGUGCUGUGUCUUGUUCCUUUGCGAAGUAACUCCUUUGACACUUAUUUUGCCUUCCCUGUAGCAAUGGAUGUAGGUUUGCUCCAUUUACUAUAAGUGGAAGGGCUCUGAGGAGCAGACAUGCCUUUAGUAUUCUUAGCACUGGAUAGGGGUUGGAUCUGCUUAAGCCAAUGGGGCUCACAGGACGGGAGUGAAACCGGCAGUGAUGGGAGAUUACUUAAGGAACCUUCUUGUCCUCACUGUUGGAGGUUCCCAAGGCCACGCCUUGGUCUGAUUCACUAGGAGGACUCAAGGGGGCAAAGAAUAUAUAGCCUUACUCACAACUUUGAUUUAUUAUAGUGGCAGGAUACAAAGGAAAAGUCAGCAAAGGGACGAGGCGCUGGGGGCAAAGGCCAGGGGACCCCAGGCCCAAGUUUGCACAGUCCUUUCCCAGUUGGAUCACACAGGGGAUGCUGAAUUCCUCUAGCCAUGAUUUGCAACAAAAUAUGUGAAGUGCUGUCCACUAGGGAAGGUCAGUGCAGACAAAGCUCAGGGUUGGCACCGGAGGCGGGUCAUCUAGGCAGCCUCCACCUGGCACGUUAGAAAACUUAAAGACUCCCAAGAGGAAAGGAGACAUUCAGCAUAAGCCAUAUUUUCAUUGAAGUGAGGCACAGCAAGCCAGUCUUAUCCAUUCCUGGUGGGAGCCCUCCCAAAAGCAGGUUCCCAGAUGCCAGCCAAGGGCCAGCCUUGCAGCAAGCCUUUCCAAGGAUAGCAGUUCAGACCUGCCACUAACUCUUUUCUGCGCAGAAAGCAUGGGGUUAGGGCUUUGGUUGCAAGAUGAAUUAAGUGUGGGUAGAUGGUUUACCAAGUCCUGUUGUAUGGGCUCUGCCUACCAGGAAAACGACGCCAGUUCUCAGGGCUUUUGUGCAUUAAUCUCCUAGGCAUGAGCGCCUAUGACUAAAUUCCAUCGGGAUUUGCCAUGCGGAUUCCACUGUGUUUAGGAUGGUAGUUCAGGUUUCAGCACUGCUGUACUGACUGCAGAUGAGAACCAAAACCUGAAAGUGUGUGCUGGCCUCAGGGUGAUGAUGCUCAUCCCCGCCUGCCCCCACCAUCCCCGGCUUUUUUGUUUGUUUGUUUGUUUCUUCAUUUAAUAUACAUUCCCUUUAAAUAUUCUCAUUGCCUUUUCUUCUUUCUUCUAAGAAGGUGUCACGUUCUGGACAGCCUAAUCUGACCAGGCCAGUUUUAGAAGAGGGAAAAAAAAAAAAAAAAUACCAGGGCAGUGGUCUCCAAUCUCACAUCGAUAAGCAAGAAUAUAAGCUUAACACAGGGGGUUAAGGAGAAGGACUUUCUGAAUUCUUUUAAUUAACGUUGCUACUCACGUGCCAGAUCUCUAGGCAGGCCACUGUUUACUGCUGUGAAUGGAUGACGCUGCAUCGGUGGGGAUCUGUAAUGCAGAGCUUUCAGGAGAAAAAGGGAAGUCCUGUUUGUGUAUUUGUUAUUUAUUUAUUAUUUAUACCAGGCCAUUUAGAGGGGUUUAGCUUAGUUGGGGAGCAAGCCAAUGGUGCUGUUUAGUCAAGGCUGACAGGAGGAAGUCUCAGUCCAUCCUGUGGUCACUGGGGGUACGACCCCAACGAGUGGUCAUGAAAACGGAUGUGCUUGGUCACAGAAACCAGACAGAGUGGCUAGAGCUGUGGAAAGCCCUCCCUGCUAAGAAGAAAGCAACUUUAAAGGCAGGCUAACAGUGGCUUUCUAAAAUGACUCAUUGGUUAGAGGGUUUUGGUGGGUACUGAAGUGAGCCGACACCACCUCCCUCUCUCUCCCUCUCGUAUUUAUUUAUUUAUUUAUUUUCACUCUGAUCAAUAGCUCUUAAAAUGCUUGUGCAGCUUCCGUGCCACAAAACUGUGGUCAAAGUAGGGUUGCUGGGGAAUGCUGAUUUUAGCAAAAGCCUAGUAGAAAAGAGUGGCUUGGCUCAUAAACUUUCUUACAAAAAAAAAAAAAAAAGAAAAAGAAAAAGAAAAAGCUGGCUCUUGAAUGUUGGCACAGUGCAACCUGUUCCAUACCAGACAAAUGAAUAGGCUUGAUCUGGUACCGUUUCUUUUAUCCCUUGCCCCUCCGAAGUGAAAGCACUGCAGAUCUCAGUCUCGGGCACUCUGGUGAGGAUGUGUGGAGGGUUUUUUAUUUUGUUCUUUAAUAAUUGAUAAAGGGAAAGGAAUCCUUCCUUCAGCUUUUUUUUUUUUUAAGAUUUAUUUAUUUAUUUGAAAGAGUUUCACAGAGAGAGGAGAGGCAGAGAGAGAGAUCGAUCUUCCAUCUGCUGGUUCACUCCCCAAUUGGCUGCAAUGACUGGAGCUGCGCCAAUCCGAAGCCAGGAGCCAGGAGCUUCUUUUGGGUCUCCCACACAGGUGUAAGGGCCCCAGGACUUGGGCCAUCUUCUACUGCCUUCCCAGGCAGAGAGUUGGAUUGGAAGUGGAGCAGCCGGGUCUCGAACCGGCACCCAUAUGGGAUGCCAGCACUGCAGGUGGUGGCUUUACCCUCCUCCCCCCCCCCCACCUUAGCUUUUCUUGAUGUUGUAACUUAGUAACUAAGAAGCAGAUUCCCUGAGAGAAAAUGUGAAGAGGACUCAGCAGUUAACAUGCCGAGUUUUUACACCACAGGUGAAUGAAGGGCUAAUUAACACGUGGUUGACCAAAUAAAGUACUUGUUUGCAUUUGGAUUACUAUGUAAUAAUUACUAACAGUGCUCAAGAAGGAUUUUAUAUUUUA
Molecule: messenger RNA, 3970 nt
Organism: Lepus europaeus (European hare)
Lineage: Eukaryota; Metazoa; Chordata; Mammalia; Lagomorpha; Leporidae
Gene: TLCD5
Product: TLC domain containing 5
Exons: 3
Coding region: 165-902 (245 amino acids)
Cellular component (GO): membrane
Source: RefSeq, a predicted model, not a curated record